AUGGAUCCCUCGAACCUGAAAAGCGGUCUGCCCAUGUCACCACAUACCGAAGAGCCGCUCAUCAGCCUCCACUUCCCGCAAAAGCUCUGGAGGAUCAUCAAUGAGUGCACGUCCGGCGCCAUUAGCUGGUCGGUCGACGGCAAGGUCGUGGUGAUCGACUACGCCAACUUCCAGUCCACCUACAUGUACGAACAGCAAGAGAUCUUCAAGACGAGCAACAUGAGGAGCUUCAUCAGGCAGCUGAACUUGUACGGAUUCCGCAAAGGUCGUCGCCUGCCCUCGCCCGACCGGCAGAGGGUGACACGGCGUGUUUCGAAGAAGCCGCCCAGCCCCUCGUCCCGGCCGUCCACCCAGUCCGCGUCGGAUUCAACGGAUGCCGGUCCCUCGCACCUGCCGCCCAACAACCGCGCGUCCUCCACCAAUGAGGGCGUGCCCUGGUAUGACGAUAAUUCAAGCAGCUGCACGAGCACCGACACGAACAGCCUUAGCGACUAUGACUGGGAACACAUAACCGCGAUGGCCAAGGUGCUGAGCGAGAAGAGCUUACUGGAUGAGCUCACCAACCCGGAUGUGACCAACUGGCCCGUAGACGAAACCGUCGAAGACAUGAGCCUCGGCGCGCUCCAGCCAGUGUGCCCCAUCAGCGGUGCCAGCUCCACCGAGUGUGGCAGCAGCCCGAUGCCCUCGUCCAGUAGCAGCAUGCUCGCUCUGCUGGACACCAACAACUCCCCCAAUAUGGUGCUCACGCACCAGGCGGGAGGAGGCGAGCCCGACGACAUCCCGUGGCUGGAAGAGUCGCUUAUGCUCGAUUCCGUCUUCGGCAACCUCGACGAGUCGUUGAGCGACAACCUCUAUUCCAUCUUGACGGAGGAAGCCGAGAACAGAGCCAUUGACGAUCAGCCCUCCGUGACCAUCGACGGAGUUGGGGAGUCGGCCACCAGCUUCUUUACGUCGUCGGACCUCAGCCUGGACCUCCUGCACUCCGUGUUGUACGACGAAGACCGGGCGAGCGAGAAUGACGAGUUCAACUUGGCCAGCGUCCAAGAGGCCCCUCAGCACUCUGUGGAACGCACUCCGGACGCAUAG
Molecule: messenger RNA, 1086 nt
Organism: Ixodes scapularis (black-legged tick)
Lineage: Eukaryota; Metazoa; Arthropoda; Arachnida; Ixodida; Ixodidae
Exons: 2
Coding region: 1-1086 (361 amino acids)
Biological process (GO): regulation of DNA-templated transcription
Molecular function (GO): sequence-specific DNA binding; DNA-binding transcription factor activity
Source: RefSeq, a predicted model, not a curated record